Rhagoletis zephyria (snowberry fruit fly) is the source of this 2157-nucleotide messenger RNA. Its product is annotated as mucin-5AC-like. Gene Ontology annotation, cellular component: cell junction; cytosol; plasma membrane. The record is from RefSeq and is a predicted model, not a curated record. Gene Ontology annotation, biological process: signal transduction; protein dephosphorylation. Gene Ontology annotation, molecular function: protein kinase binding; protein tyrosine phosphatase activity. NCBI's taxonomy places the organism in Eukaryota, Metazoa, Arthropoda, Insecta, Diptera, Tephritidae.
AUGCCAGUGAACGUAACAACGACCAUUCCAACAACAAAUAAAACAUCAGUGCCAAUUACGACGACACCAACGCGCGCAGCAGUGGAACCAGUUCUAUAUGAGGCAACAACCCUUAAAAGCGACGAAAGCGUAAACGACGAAACAACAACGACCACAUCAAACCCAUUGGAAACAAUAACAGUGCAGGCAACUGGGUCAGUGCACGCUAAUAGCGCUGCCACCACUACGACAACGCCUGUCGAUUUUCGAAAUCACACAGCUGGGGCGGCGGUGGAAGGUGCACAUGACACAGAAAGCUCAAUCGAAACGAAUGUCAUCGAUCAGCUGGACAAGACGACAGCGAAAAUAACGACGGCGAUUGAUGAGGCUAGCGCAACCGCAACAACUGUGUCGUCCAUAAAUGAGUUAUUAAUGCCAGUGAACGUAACAACGACCAUUCCAACAACAAAUACAACAUCAGUGCCAAUUACGACGACACCAACACGCGCAGCAGUGGAACCAGUUCUAUAUGAGGCAACAACCCUUAAAAGCGACGAAAGCGUAAACGACGAAACAACAACGACCACAUCAAUCCCAUUGGAAACAAUAACAGUGCAGGCAACUGGGUCAGUGGACGCUAAUAGCGCUGCCACCACUACGGCAACGCCUGUCGAUUUUCGAAAUCACACAGCUGAGGCGGCGGUGGAAGGUGCACAUGACACAGAAAGCUCAAUCGAAACGAAUGUCAUCGAUCAGCUGGACAAGACGACAGCGAAAAUAAGUGAGACAAGCGCUAAGCAGCCAACAAAUAGCACUGAAAGUAGCGUAGCGCCAGCAAUAUCGACAACUGAAGUGGCGUUCGCUAAGGAGAACGCUGGACUAAAAGGUGAGGCUGAUGCUUCGCAGACUGUGACUAUUUCCGGUACGAGUAAUGAAACAUUGUUACCCGGCAUGCAGGACGCAGACAGAACAACAACAUCCACUACAACUACUACCGACACCUCCGCCACUACAACCACCACAAUGGCUAAUAUACCCUUGAGCACGAAUAGCACACCUGUAUGGCUGGCUCCAGAGUAUAGUAAUUCUUCGACCAGCGACACAACAACCACCGAGCCGCCGCUCAUCAACCUGCUUGACGAUUCGUCGACACCAAGAACAACGACGCCAAUAGCUAUACCCAAUCAGUCGACAGCAACUACCUCCAGUAUUGGCGUCAAGCCACAAGAAGUCUACACGGUAUUCUCCACCACCGAGGGCACCACCACCACCGUCAGCACCAGCACUGCCGCCAUUGCUCCUUUAGUGCCAAUGUUAAGCUCGACCACCGCGGCUGAUGCGUCUUUGGAAACUUCUACAUCCACAUACAUGCCCGCAGUUGUCACCAGUACGAUUGCCACGGCAACAACAACAACAACAAUUCUUCCUCCCACGCUGCAUGCCGCUAUCGGCGAAGGUGCUAGCAUCGGCGGCGGAGGCGGUGCGCCUACUCAUCUGCCUGACAUGAUCAAUGCCGGCAUGCGUCCGAAUCCCAGCGAUGCCAACGAGACAGACGUCAAUGUCAUCAUCGCCAUUACGGUUAGCAUUAUUGGUGUGGUGGCGCUCAUAUUGCUCGUCGCUUUCCUCUAUCUAAUGCGCAAGCGUCAGAAACAGAUGUCCUAUGGUCAACGUUGCCGGCCGGUGAGUUUGGAUGCCUACAGUUUGGAUAAUGUCUCUGUGUUGGGUAGUGUGCGGCGGAAAGGUGCUUCACGCGCUUCAAAACGCUCCUACGGCAAUAUUGCCUUCGAUGAUCCAUCGUUGCGGCACAAUGCGCUCACCGCCGCUGAGCUGGCCAAAUUUGUAGAGCGUCGGUCGAGUAUUUUCGAGGAAUUCAGGGAUGUGCCGCAAAUUAUUGCGCGUGCAGAUGAAGUACCGCCAGGCUGUGAAGAUAAGAAUCGAUAUGCCAAUGUAAUACCGCUUCCUGAGACGCGUGUCGUACUACAGCAGCUUGGAGACGACGAUAAAACGGAAUAUAUCAAUGCCAAUUAUGUCAGGGUAAGUACGAAAAUAAUAACAAUAAAGUGCAUACAUAUGUAUAUGUACAUACACACAUAUAUGUGUAAAUAUGUAAUAUACAUAGAAAGGCCCUAUCUAACAUUUUUGUUUUAUUUUUUAUUCGGUAAAUAGUUAUAAACUUUA